This is a messenger RNA of Toxorhynchites rutilus septentrionalis, 1283 nucleotides long. RefSeq names its product dynein light chain Tctex-type protein 2-like. Gene Ontology annotation, biological process: microtubule-based movement. Gene Ontology annotation, cellular component: cytoplasmic dynein complex; cytoplasm. The transcript has 2 exons. The record is from RefSeq and is a predicted model, not a curated record. Bases 95 to 646 code for a protein of 183 amino acids. Lineage: Eukaryota; Metazoa; Arthropoda; Insecta; Diptera; Culicidae. Gene Ontology annotation, molecular function: dynein intermediate chain binding.
UUGCAUGCACAAACAGCUGCUGUUCGCGGUUCGCGGAAAAAUCAAUAAUUGCAGUGUAUUUAGUAUCAGCACAGCUGGUGUGUGAUAAUAUAAAAUGUUACCCGCAUCGAUGGCAGUUUGGGGUUCGCUGAAGAUCAGCAGCGGAAAACAGGCGGCCUCCAAAGAAGAACCCAAACCGAUGCGGUUCUCUGAGUCCUUAAUCGCAGCACUGGGGAACCGCAAGUGCAAUUAUAAGGAAGUUUCAAAGGAUAUGAACGCCUACAUCAACAAGGAAGAAGAAAAAACAACGAUUGCAAUUCCCCCGUACAGUGUGAACCGAUUGAAAACCAUGAUGCAGAAGGUCAUCCGACAACAGUUUAUCAUCCGGAACGAGGACGGGGAUCUGCUCAAGUGGGUGUACAAUCCAGACAAAAACCUCGAAUUGUGUCAGAAAAUAGCAAAGACGAUAAAGGACAAAAUAAGGGCGUACAACUAUGAGCGGUACCGGAUUAUCAGCUUGUGUUCUAUUGUGGAGAAAGAUGGCCAAGGUGUGCAAUACAAGAUGAAGUAUAUUCUGGACCCAUACCUGGAUAACUAUGUGCAGUAUGUUCAUGACAUGGCCAAAUUUUGGAUCAUAAGUACUGUUAUAUUGGCAUACAAAGAUUGAAUACCACUUACGUUUGAGCACUCAAAGUAUAGAAUGAUAUCCACCGGGGCGAUGAGUUUCUCGAAAUCCACUCCCUGGGAUGGCUCACGAGGGUAUCUGGAAGUAGCGUCAAGCUAUGAGAAACUAAAAAAACUAGUUUAUGCACCUCACUCACCCAUCAAUCAGAAAACCAACGGUACUGCCCACAACCUUCGUCAUGGCAGCCUCAAGCAGCUUCAGCACGGUCUCGUUCGGCACCAGCAUACCCUUCUUCAUCAUUUCCUGCAGUUCCUUGCCCUUAUCCGAGCCAGAGGCAACCUCAUCGCGCAGCAGAUCGCCAGUGCUGAAGUGGGAAAAGUUGUACUUGGAGACGAUCUUUUCGCACUGCGUGCCUUUGCCACAACCUGGUCCGCCGAGAACCCAGAUAAUUGGCACGUUGGCGUCACGCAUCUGGAAUGAAAAAUGGCCUUACUAUCGCGUAAUUACCCCUCGAAAAUUCGAUACGAUGAUGUUAGCUUGCAAAUAUGAUCAGUUGAGUGUCAAAUAUCCGCUUAUGUCAUAGAAUAGCUAAUUCUUAUGCGAAAAUCACACUGAACAAAACAAAUUAGUGGAGCAAAGUUAGAAUUGUUGUUUUAGUGUUUUAAUUUUUUUUUCAAGA